This is a messenger RNA of Lasiosphaeria miniovina, 339 nucleotides long. RefSeq lists its product as uncharacterized. Lineage: Eukaryota; Fungi; Ascomycota; Sordariomycetes; Sordariales; Lasiosphaeriaceae. The record is from RefSeq and is a predicted model, not a curated record. The coding region runs from base 1 to 339 and encodes 112 amino acids. The transcript is spliced from 3 exons.
AUGGCCGAGAGCAGCAAGGACGGCGCCGACGGCAACCAGAGCGACAAUGCCAACGGGCCCCGACCGGCCGGGAACGCAGUCGAUGUUCAUGCUCUGCUUGAGAUGGUAGCCGAGAGGCACAGAAACUCUUCACGGCUUCCGGUGGUGCACAGCGGUGUUCCGGCAAAUGUUGCCAUGCGAGCACUGUUGGACGUGGAGGAGGAAGGUUGGCGAGAAGACCUUCGCGACCCCAACACCACCGAAGAAGAACGCGUUGCAAUUGAGGAGACGCUGAGUGGCAUCCAGUCACACCGGCGCUGGCUCGAUUUUGUACAAUCUGUUGUUGAACCCUCCAAGUAA